AUGAAUGCUUCAGAUGUUGCUGAUCAAGCUGUCCGUCAAGUUGAUAAAUUUAUCAGAAAUAAUGAGCGCUUUGCACGUGAAAAUUGGUCAGGCAAGAGUAACCAGGCGAUUAGUCACCCAAAUUCUUGGGAUUUGUCAAAGAAACGAAAAAUGUCCCAGGGUGAAGAUGAUACAAUCAAUGGAGAGGCUGCUCCGAAGCGCUUACGCCAUAAUACUAACAUGCAUUUGACUCCGCAAGUUAAAAUAAGUGAUUCUCCACAUGGACCGGUCUCUAUCAAUGGCAUAUCCCCUGCAAACCAUCCUUCGGACAGUGAGCCGACUCCAGUGGAACAAAUGGUUUCUAUGAUUGGUGCUUUGCUUGCUGAAGGAGACAGAGGAGCUGCAUCACUUGAUAUUCUCAUUUCUCAGCUCCAUCCAGAUAUGCUUGCUGAUAUUGUAAUAACAAGCAUGAAACACUUGCCUAGUAGCCCUCCUAAAUUAACAACUACACUGGCUACUCCGGCAGAUAUUGUGGAUUCCGUGUGUUCCCCGACUCUUCUGCCACAACUUCCUUUUGAUCCAACCCUUCCGGCGGGGUUAUCAUUUGCCGAUGUGCCUAGUUUGAAUAGCGCAGUUGCCGACCCUAGACGCGACCCAAGAAGGGAUCCCCGUCGCAUAGAUCCAAGACGUUCAAAUUCAUCUGUGGCACCAACAUCACUGCCUGUAAGUGAAGGUAAAGAACCAAUCCCAGUUCAGAUGGACAUCUCGAGCUUACCGAGCAAUCCACUUUCGGUUCCUGCUGUCACGGCAGGGGCUAGUAGUUCAGUGCAUCCAACAACAAUAGAGCAUAGCCAAAACAAGGUGGUGGGAAGUUCAGUUAUCAAAAUAAUUGAUCAGCCUGAUUGCAGAGAGGAUUUGUUGACUGCUCCCAGCGAGUGCGUUUAUCCCUCAAAGGGCAUUCCAGUAUCUCCUUGCAGGGAUGAUGAAGGCUUCAGAGAAACAAAGUGCAGGGAUGAUCUGGCGUCUAUCCCAGAUUUUGAUCAACAUUCGCCUUUGGAAUCAGGCCCAGAUUUUGAUCUACAACCCCCUGCUGCGUCAGACGCCACUGCAGAAGAGGAAAGCUACCGAGAGUUGGCAUCUGUUCCAUCAUAUGUUGAACUUACCACAGAGCAAAGCAAAACCGUUGGAAAGUUGGCUUUAGAAAGGAUAAUUGAAUCAAAUAGACAUGUCUGCGGGUUUGAUUGUAACAAGAUACGCAUGCCAUUGAUUGCCCGAUUGAUUGCUAAAAUCGGUGCUGGCAAUGAUGUUGUAGCCAUACUAAGAGAGCAUAUCAGUGUGGAUCAUCGGGAAUUCAAGGGGCAUGAACUUGUUUUACAUGUUUUGUACCAUCUGCAUUCAAUGGCGAAUCUGGACACAGAUGAAACCUCUUCCUAUUCUGCUGUGUAUGAAAAUUUUCUCAUAACAGUGGCAAGAUUAUUUCUGGAUGCUCUUCCUGCUUCCGACAAGUCUUUCAGCAGACUUUUUGGGGAAGCUCCACAUCUACCUGAUUCUGCCAUAAAGCUACUGGAUGAACUCUGCUCCACUCGUCAUGAUCCAACUGGAAGAGAAAUCAGUGAUAGUGAGCGUGUUACCCAAGGGCUUGGUGCUGUUUGGAGCUUAAUUCUAGUGCGUCCAAAUGAGCGAAAAGCAUUCUUAGCCAUAGCAUUGAAUUGUUCUGUUCAUUCCGAAGAAGACAUUCGUGCAAAAGCCAUCCGACUUGUCACGAACAAACUAUAUCACCUUACAUACACAUCAGAGCAUGUUGAGAAGUUUGCAACAGAUAUGCUGCUGACUGCUGUGAACUCUGAGGCAGAUCUCUCACAGACUGGUUUUAUUGCAGAAGGAAUUAAAACAGAGGCUAAAAGUCAGAUAACUUCGACAAGCGACUCUCCAUCUUCUAGAACCUCCGAUACUCACUCUCAGCAGGAUCUACAAACUUCUCGUGAUGCUUCUGUUUUAUCAUUUGCUGAAGCUCAGAGACUUAUUUCUCUAUUCUUUGCUCUAUGUAAAAAGAAACCUAGUCUCCUACGACUUGUCUUUGAAGUUUACGGGAAAGCUCCAAAAACAGUUAUCCAGGCUUUUCAUCGUCAUAUUCCCAUCUUGAUACGAGAAUUAGGUUCAUCUUAUAAGGAACUGCUCCAUAUAAUAUCUGAUCCUCCUAAGGGAAGUGAAAAUUUAUUGACAUUGGUAUUGCAAAUAUUGACACAAGAAUUGGCACCUUCGUCGGAUUUGAUUACUACUGUAAAGCAUCUAUAUGAAACGAAGCUAAAGGUUCUGCCUAUCUUUCCCCCGCUUCUUAAUCUUCCACCUGAGAAGUUCCAACUUGCACUAGCUCAUAUAUUACAGGGUUCUGCUCACACCGGCCCUGCCCUCACACCUGCCGAGGUACUGAUUGCUAUCCACGAUGUUGUUCCUGAGAAGAAUGGGCCACCACUGAAAAAGAUAACAGAUGCAUGUUCAGCUUGCUUUGAACAACGCACUGUUUUCACGCAGCAAGUCUUAGCAAAGGCGCUGGGUCAGAUGGUUAAUCGAACACCUCUGCCUUUGCUCUUCAUGAGAACAGUAAUUCAGGCAAUCGAUGCUUUUCCAACACUGGUUGACGUUGUCAUGGAAAUCCUUUCCAAGUUGGUGAGUAGGCAGAUCUGGAGACUGCCAAAAUUGUGGCCUGGUUUCUUGAAAUGUGUGUCUCAGACACAACCACAUUCUUUCCCUGUCUUGUUGGAGUUACCAAUGCCUCAACUCGAAAGUAUCAUGAAGAAGUUUCCUGAUCUAAGACCUUCUCUUACUGCUUAUGCGAAUCAGCCAGCCAUCAGAGCUUCUCUACCAAAUUCAGCUCUUUCAGUUCUUGGGCUUGAAAAUGGGCAAGAUUCACGUUCACAAAUGCACCCUUCAGAUGCAGCUUCUUCUAUUCACGGGGCAGCCUUAACGUGA
This is a messenger RNA of Brassica napus (rape), 2949 nucleotides long. RefSeq names its product symplekin. The transcript has 20 exons. The record is from RefSeq and is a predicted model, not a curated record. NCBI's taxonomy places the organism in Eukaryota, Viridiplantae, Streptophyta, Magnoliopsida, Brassicales, Brassicaceae. Bases 1 to 2949 code for a protein of 982 amino acids.